AUGCAAGUAGCUAGUCGAACAAGGCGUCGUUAUGUCAGUCCAACGAUGAAAGGUACAUCUCGAAGAACUCCUCCGACGAAUAUCAAGCCUUCCAAUGUUCCAUCUAUUUCUCAAUCUUCACCAAAAAAAAUUGUUGAUAUAUCAACAAAAACAAAUUUCAAUGAAGCUUUAACUUUAAAAAAUUUUGUCGAUCGUUUUCAUCAUGAUGAACUUCAAAUGCAACCAGAACAUGAUACAAUCAUUUCAGAAUUUUCGUGGUUAAAUGACGAAUCAAAAAAUACUUCUUAUUUAGAUGAAAACUUUCCAGAAUCUAUUGAAGUAUUUUCAUCAACUGAUAUUGAUCAAGAUUUAAAUAAACGAGCAUCAUUACUUCUCAAUCAAACAUUGAGUGCUCAUUCCUCUGAUACAGGACAUACAUCAAACACGGAUAUCGAUUCUACUAGAAUAAUAGUUAUGCAUGAACAACCAACUCGACCGGUCAAUACUCGAAUUGUUGAUUCAAAAGUUGAAUAUAAAAUUGAAAAUGGUGAAGAUGAUAUUUUAUAUCAAUGGCGUUUACGUCGUCGAUUAGAACAAGUAACCAAUAAUGAACCAAUUAGUUUUUCAUCGAAAGUAUUUAAUCAACCUAAUAUAUCUCAAUUUCGCUCAGUCAUUCCUUCAAAACCAAUUGAAGUACAAACAAUGACUUCAUCUCCAAUUGUUUUACCAUCAAUAGCAAAUCAUGAAACAAUCAUGACUCAAGUACCUAUUCGACAAUAUUCAGAAACAUCGACUCAAACAAUACAAGAUGCUUGUAUUCAAACAUCUUUAACUCUUUCAACAAUACCAAAUAUUUCUAAUGAAAAUGAUCUUCCGACACAUGAUGAUGAUGAUCAACAUUUAUCUGUUUGUCAUCGUCCACCAAUUCGAUCUAAAUGUGAAAUGACACAAAUAUCAUCAUCACCAUUAUCUAUUAAACGACAUCAUCGUAGUUUUCGUCCAGUUGUUCUUGUUGAACAUCCAACAAUAAUGAAUAAUAGUUUGAAUACAGUUCAAUCUUCACAAGAAAGUACAUUAACACAAGUUACAUCCAUUAUAAUUAAUGAAAAUAAUAAUAAUAAUAAUCAUUAUCAUCAGAUUGAAAAUAAUAAUACAAUUGAAAUAAAUGAACUAAAAGAUGAUGAAGAAUUUGAUGAUGAUAUUUUAAAUAUGUUAAAACAAAAACGUAAUGAAUUAUUAAUUCAAUUUCAAGAUAUUGAACUAUGUUUAGCAAAUAUAAUUUCUUAA
Molecule: messenger RNA, 1266 nt
Organism: Rotaria sp. Silwood1
Lineage: Eukaryota; Metazoa; Rotifera; Eurotatoria; Philodinida; Philodinidae
Source: the annotation of a GenBank genome assembly